GCAAAACAUAAAAAAUCACUUACCCUUUUUAACCCACCCCUUUCGCGCCUAAAAUUUUAACACAAAAAUAACCGCGAACAUCCCAACGCUGUAAAAUCAUUUUGGCGCCAAAAAUAUAUUAGAUACAACACUAACACCCUCCCAAAUCCCUUCUUCUCUUCCAUUUUUACCCCCCAAAAGUCCGUCUCUUAUUUAUCUCUCUCUCUAUUUUUCUUCUCCUACUGGGUCAAGAUAAUCAGAUAUGGAGGCCAUGGAUAUAGGCUCAGUAGAAGACAAGAAGGUUCAACAAAUCCAGUCAGCCCUGGAUAACAACGUUGUUUCUGUCGUUAAGUUGCUUCCUAACGACCCUGAUUCUUGUCUCCGAUCAGAUACUGUUUGUCGAAUGGUAACUGCGACUGGGUUUCGCGUUUCUACCCUGAUCGAGUCAGGUGAUCAGUUCGAAGAAUCUGAGCCCGUUAAAACCCAAGUGAAGGAGGAGCCUUUUUUGAAAGUGAAGGAAGAGCCUGGUUUGGGGAUAGAAAGCACCGUUUUGAUGAAAGAAAAUAAGAAGAUUAAACUGAAGGAAGAGUCUGAUUUGGGGAUUGAAAGCAAAGUUUUGAUGAAAGAAAAUAAGGAGAUUAAAGUAAAGCAGGAGCCUGGUUUGGGGUUUGAGAGUGAAGUCCCAGUGAUGGAAGAAAUGGUUUCGGGUUUCAGAAAGGAACCCGUAGCCAAGAAUGAAGAUUCAAAGUCAAGGAUGUCCUUUGAUGAGUUUCUUCAGUUAACAAAUACUAAGGUUCAAUCUCUUGAUGAUACUCUCAAAAUCCAGAUCAAAGAAGAGGCUGUUGAUUCUGUUUCUGUUGCUCUGGUCAAGGCCUCUGAAGUUAUAGAGAUGAAAUCAGAUACUCAAAACCUUCCGUUAGUGAAAAAGGAACUUGGUUUUGAGUGUUCUAAAGAGUUGCAAAAACCGGCUGAUAUAAAGAAAGAUGCUUUUGAAGAGAGGAGAGUGAAUGGUGUUCUGGUGGAAGAUGGGGAUUCCCCAGAAGAACCUGAUUGGUACUUAGUUGGAAGGACAAUAGUUAAUGCAGUUUCAACAACUAAAGGGAAGAACAAAUUGUUGGAUAAUGAGAUUGUUUACUUCACUUUCCCUUCUCCAGCAGCCAGUCACAAGCUUCAAUCUAUUGUUCGCUUCUCAACUAAGCGAAGUGGGGAGAUUGGUCGGCUUCCAAUGGAUUGGGGAAAAUGGGUAAAUCCCCUUGUAUAUUCUAACAAGGUUAAAGUUAUUGGUCGGUGUAUAGCUGCUUCAACAACACUUAGUAUUAUGCAAGAAAUCAUGCUAUUUGUAAGCUUUUACAUUCACAGUUCUAUAUUCACCGAGGGUGAUAAGUCUUCCUGGAUGUUUGAUGCACCCUGGAACAUGGAGUCUAGGCUUAAUCCUCUGUUUAAUCUAUUUAAACACCUUAAAAUAAAACCAUAUCAGAAGGCUAACUUCACUCCAGAGGAACUGAAUUCUGGGAAGCGUGUUCUCCAUAUAGAAGAUGGUUAUGAUGAAGCUGCAACAGCUUUGCCUAUCGCAAAACGAAGAAAGGGUUGUCCAGAGCAGAGUAAAGAUGAGCAAGCUAUGUCAGAGGCAUCUUUGAAUAAGAUUGUUGGUGCUGCAGACACAUAUAAUUUGGAGGAAAUGGAGCCCCCAUAUACACUUACAUGUAAAUUAAGGCCAUACCAGAAACAAGCUCUAUACUGGAUGUCUGAGUCGGAGAAAGGAAUUGACGCUGAGAAAGCUGCACAAACUCUUCAUCCAUGCUGGUCUGCCUAUCGCAUAUGUGAUGAAAGGGCUUCCUCAAUUUAUGUAAACGUUUUCUCAGGAGAAGCCACAGUUCAUUUCCCAAGUGCUAGGCAGAUGGCAAGAGGAGGAAUUCUAGCAGAUGCAAUGGGUCUUGGAAAGACUGUGAUGACAAUUGCUCUAAUCCUUGCAAGACUUGGUAGAGGAAAUCCUGAUAAUGAAAAACCUGAUUCCAGAAAAGGAGAUGACAGCAGAAGCACAAACAAGAAGAAAGAUGCUUAUGCAAAUGUCCCACGUAGAACAAAGGGAGGCACUCUUAUUAUUUGUCCAAUGGCUUUGUUAAGCCAGUGGAAGGAUGAGCUUGAGACUCACUCAAGGCCUGAAAGCAUAUCGAUUUUUGUGCACUAUGGUGGUGAAAGGACCAAUGAUCCUAGGGUAAUCUCAGAGCAUGAUGUAGUCUUGACAACAUAUGGGGUCUUAACUGCUGCUUAUAAAAGUGAUGCCGAGAACAGCAUUUUCCACAGGGUUGACUGGUAUAGGGUGGUUUUAGAUGAAGCUCAUACAAUUAAAUCUUCAAAAACCUUAGGAGCUCGAGCUGCGUUUGCAUUAUCUGCACAUUGCCGUUGGUGUCUCACUGGAACCCCACUCCAGAAUAAUUUGGAAGACCUCUACAGCCUUCUAUGCUUCUUGCACGUGGAACCAUGGUGCAAUUGGGCAUGGUGGAAGGCAAAGAUUCAAGGGCCCUAUGAGAAUGGUAAUCCAACAGGAUUGAAAUGGAUCAAGGCCAUAUUGCGGCUGCUGAUGUUGAGAAGAACAAAGGAAACAAAGGACAAAGAAGGAAGACCUAUUCUUGUUCUCCCUCCAACUGAUAUUCAAAUCAUUGAGUGCGAGCAAUCAGAAGCUGAACGUGAUUUUUAUGAUGCUUUAUUUAGAAGAUCUAAAGUUCAGUUUGAUCAAUUUGUUGCACAAGGCAAGGUUCUUCAUAACUAUGCAUCCAUUCUUGAGCUACUACUUCGAUUGAGGCAGUGUUGCAACCACCCUUUUCUUGUUAUGAGUCGAGCUGAUUCACAGCAGUAUUCGGACUUGAACAAGCUUGCAAGAAGGUUCCUUGAAACUCUCCCUGAUUCUUUCACUUCAAAUCAAAAUGCCCCGACCAGAGCCUAUAUUGAAGAGGUUGUUGAUGGUAUCCGGCGGGGAGAAAACACAGAGUGUCCAAUAUGCAUGGAGUCUGCAGAUGACCCCGUGCUUACACCUUGUGCACAUAGGAUGUGCAGGGAAUGUCUCCUCUCAAGUUGGCGCACACCAACAGUUGGGUUAUGCCCAAUCUGCAGGACACUGCUGAAGAAAACUGACCUCAUAACAUGUCCAACUGAAAAUAAGUUUAGAGUUGACGUUGAGAAUAACUGGAAAGAGUCUUCAAAGGUUUCAAAGCUGUUAAAGUGCUUAGAAGGCAUCCGCCGGUCCGGUUCUGGUGAAAAGAGCAUUGUUUUUAGCCAGUGGACUUCAUUCCUAGAUCUUUUAGAGAUCCCAUUAAGGAGGAGAGGAAUUGGAUUCUUAAGGUUUGAUGGGAGACUGGUGCAAAAACAAAGGGAGAGGGUUCUGAAGGAGUUCAAUGAGACAGGAGAGAAAAUGGUUUUGCUUAUGUCUUUGAAAGCUGGUGGCGUGGGCCUGAAUUUAACUGCAGCCUCUAAUGUCUUCUUAAUGGAUCCAUGGUGGAAUCCCGCAGUGGAGGAACAAGCAAUUAUGCGAAUUCACCGAAUUGGACAAAAGAGAACAGUUUCGGUUAGAAGGUUCAUUGUUAAGGAGACAGUGGAAGAACGCAUGCAACAAGUUCAGGCAAGGAAGCAGAAGAUGAUUGCUGGUGCCCUAACUGAUGAAGAAGUCAGAUCAGCCAGGAUUGAAGAGCUGAAAAUGCUUUUCAGAUGAUUUUUUUCCCUACAUAUUUCCGUAUUAGCUUUUGUUUUUGUGAAUGAAACUAAAAUCCCAAAUUUUCUAAAGGGUUUUUUAGUACAGUCAAAUGAAAGUCCAUUUUUGUAAAUUUUGGUAUUAUCAAUGGCAAUUAUUCUUUCUUACUGCAUAUUAUUCCAAAUCCAAAAUCUGGUUUGAUCCUUAUUAAACUUUUGACAAUGCAACAGUCCUUUUUGACUAUGUAAAGGGACUCCAUCAAAGGAGUGUUUCUAACCCCCCAAAAAAUGGAAAAUCUCAUUCUAAAUAUUCUUUGAAUAUUCUGAAAUGACGGUCCUGCCCUUGACCAAAUGCCUUGGAGCUUGGCUGUCAUUACUUGUGAAUUAUGGAACCAAACAAAAUCUUUACCGACACGACAGGGCAGGUAACAUGGAUCACACACGUGUCAAAGAAUUAAGGGUUGGAAUUGGCCACGUAACUUAUGUCCUUACCGUUGGAUUGAUGGAAAAAAAUUUAUGACCAUGAAAUUAUUAUGAGGAACGUUUCUUAGAAGCAUUAUUAUUAUUUGAGGCUGUUGGCGCUGAGUGGUCAAAAUCCAGUGGCGCGUGGAACGCUGUUUUAAGUUGCGGGCUGUGGCGUGGGGUCAGUUGAUACAGAAGUCGACAAGCCUUUGUUUGUUCUUUAUAAGAGAAGGUCUUGACCGAUGACGCUACUAUGCUUGUUGCCCUUUCGGUUUGGGGUGUGGCUGGCUUGACAGCUUUUAUUUAGCUGAGCCUGGCUUUGGCUUUAUUUAUUUUUUUUAUUUGAAAAAUUUUGGAAAAUCAUGAUGAUUUUGCUUGGAAACUUUUGGAUUAUUAAUUAUUUAGAUAUUGUUACCAUGUAAAAGAAAUGUCACGUGUGAAUUGGAGAUGCUUUGAGAAAAUUUUAUUAUAUAAACUUUUUCCGUAUUAAUCGUUGAUACAAUCAAUUAAGGUGUAACAAUUUUUUUGAC
Molecule: messenger RNA, 4655 nt
Organism: Durio zibethinus
Lineage: Eukaryota; Viridiplantae; Streptophyta; Magnoliopsida; Malvales; Malvaceae
Product: Helicase protein with RING/U-box domain-containing protein
Biological process (GO): DNA repair
Cellular component (GO): nucleus
Molecular function (GO): hydrolase activity, acting on acid anhydrides, in phosphorus-containing anhydrides; ATP-dependent activity, acting on DNA; nucleic acid binding
Source: RefSeq, a predicted model, not a curated record